CAGACAGAGACAGACCGAGGUUGAGAGGUCUGGUUUUGCUUUGGAGAGUCUGGUUUCUGCCUGUUUCAGGAAUUGGGUUUGGUUCUGUUAUCUUUGUUAAGACUAACAGAUGAUGGUGGGACCUUCAGCUCAAUAUUUAUCCCUUCUACUGCUGCUUUUACUACCCAGCUGCGUGGCUAACCAUGUUUUUCUGGACAGUCAUAAAGCUUCAGAGAUUUUGGUACGAAACCGACGAGCCAACCAACUGUUUGAGGAGGUGAAACCAGGGAACCUGGAGAGAGAGUGUAUUGAGGAGAUCUGCGACCAUGAAGAAGCCAGAGAGGUGUUUGAACAGACAGACAAAACGGAAGCCUUCUGGGAGAAAUACCUGAGUUGUAAUGCUCGCGAGCUGUCUAGGACACGGGACAACAUCGAUCUGGUCAGAGAAUGUACUGAAGGCCAGUGCUCAGCAGGUACAGGAGUGAACUACCUGGGUAACAUCAACGUCACUGUGUCGGGCAGAAUAUGUCAGUUCUGGAGCAGUAACUUCCCUCAUCCUGUCAUAAGAGAGUUUAACUCGUCGGAGCCCGGCAGCAUCCUGAAGGAGAACUUCUGUCGUAAUCCUGAUGGAAAUCCGUCUGGACCCUGGUGCUUCACCAGAGACCCCACCCGGCAGAAAGAGGCCUGCAGCGUUCCCAAAUGUGGGGAAGAGUUUGUCCCGCCCACCUUCGCUUCUGAACAAGCUGUCUCUACCAAGCAGUGUUUGACCAACAAAGGCGUGAACUACGCUGGCGACCUGUCAGUCACGCUCCAAGGCCACACCUGCUUGGAGUGGGCGUUGCCAAAGUUGGUUGCCCUCAGCAGAGAUAAGGACUUUCUUCCUGAGGUGAAGUUGACGGGCAACAAGUGUCGUAACCCUGACAACGACCCCGAGGGUCCUUGGUGUUACGUGGAGAUCUCUGGCAAUGUGACAGUGGACUACUGUGACCUGGAGCCCUGUGAGGAGCCAAUAGAUGGGUCAUCUCAGGAGACUCAGACUCAGGAUCGGGAGAGAUCAGUCCUUUCUGGUCCCAGAGAACGCUUCUUCAAUCCAAAAACCUUUGGAACUGGAGAGCUCCUUUGUGGACAGCGCCCCCUGUUUGAGAAGGUGGGGAUGAAGGACUCCAAGGAAAAUGAACUGCUCGCGUCCUACAUAGCAGGUCGGAUUGUUGGAGGAGAUUCUGCGCAGGUGGCGUCAUCGCCAUGGCAGGUGAUGCUGUACAAGCGGAGCCCGCAGGAGCUGCUGUGUGGCGCCAGUCUGAUCAGUGAUGAGUGGGUCCUGACGGCUGCUCAUUGCAUCCUUUAUCCUCCGUGGCAGAAGAACUUCACCACGGCCGACAUUGUGGUGCGACUGGGGAAGCACAACAGGGCCCGGUUCGAGAAGCACACAGAGAAGAUCGUCCCGCUGGACAAGAUUAUCGUCCAUCCCAAGUACAACUGGAAAGUGAACCUGAACCGAGACAUCGCUCUGCUGCACAUGCAGCGACCCAUCACCUUCACCGACAACAUCCACCCCGUCUGCCUGCCCUCCCUGGAGGUGGUCAGGACGCUGAUGAUUGAAGGAUUCAAGGGCCGUGUGACCGGCUGGGGGAAUUUAAAGGAUGUUUGGACUUCAAAUGGCAAAAAUUUACCCACCGUCCUCCAGCAGAUCCAUCUGCCCAUUGUGGACCAGGGCACCUGCAAGGCCUCCACCUCCAUCCUCAUCACAGACAACAUGUUCUGCGCUGGUUAUAAGCCUGAGGAUGAACAGCGUGGUGAUGCAUGUGAGGGAGACAGCGGUGGACCAUUUGUGAUGAAGAAUCCGUUGGACCAGCGCUGGUACCAGAUCGGGAUUGUGUCGUGGGGUGAAGGCUGUGACCGAGACGGGAAGUUCGGCUUCUACACACACGUCUUCCGUCUGAGGAGGUGGAUGAGGAAGGUCAUCGAGAGGAGCCAAGCAGCUGACGACUAGAGCGCCUCGACAGCUUCCUGAUCCCUCUGUCCCAGCCAGGUGUCCAAAUAAAGCUUGUUCAAACCCAAA
Messenger RNA from Lampris incognitus (smalleye Pacific opah), 2038 nucleotides. It is a transcript of the gene f2, whose product is annotated as coagulation factor II (thrombin). The record is from RefSeq and is a predicted model, not a curated record. Gene Ontology annotation, molecular function: calcium ion binding; serine-type endopeptidase activity. Gene Ontology annotation, biological process: platelet activation; proteolysis; positive regulation of blood coagulation. The transcript has 15 exons. Gene Ontology annotation, cellular component: extracellular region. The coding region runs from base 110 to 1969 and encodes 619 amino acids. Lineage: Eukaryota; Metazoa; Chordata; Actinopteri; Lampriformes; Lampridae.